CAAAACAAUAUGGAAAUAUAUACUCUUUGUGGGCUGGACCUUACCUUGUAGUAGUGCUGUCUGGAUUCAAAACUGUGAAAGAAGCAAUGACCAGCUUCCCAGAAGAAUUCUCUGAUCGACCAGACUAUGCAUUCUUGAGUACUUCAGGGAAUGGAAGGGGAAUUGUUCUCUCCAAUGGCCACACCUGGAAACAGCAGCGACACAUUGGCAUCACUGCUCUGCGGAAGCUGGGCCUGGGGAAGAAAAGCAUUGAGCAUCAAAUAGAAGAUGGAGCUCAGACAUUGGUGGAGAUAUUUAGACAGACAAAGGGGCAGCCAUUUGACCCAUCACUUCCAGUAAUAAAUGCAGUUUCUAAUGUCAUCUGUGCUUUGAGUUUUGGACAUCAGUUUGCUCCUGACGAUGAAAACUUCCAGAAGUUAAUUAAAGCCCUCGAAACUAUUGUGAAAUUCUCUGGUAGCUUUUUUCAUGGGUUGUUUGUUCUGCUCCCACGAUUAAUGAGCUACCUCCCAGGCUUUCACAAGGAGGCCUUGGCUUCCAUAGAGGUGAUCACUUCCUUUGCAAAGCAGGAAAUAGAAAAGCACAAGAAAUCCAGCGCUCUGCAUGAGCCACAAGAUUUCAUUGAUUACUAUCUUCUUCAGAUUGACAAGAGCAGGAAUGACUCCAAAUCUACCUACAGAGAAGAGAACCUGGCUCUAUGUAUUUUUGAUUUUUUUAUUGCUGGAACAGAGACAACCAUGCUUACUCUGAUGUGGGCACUUCUCCUUUUGACCAAUCAUCCUAACAUCCAAGAGAAAGUCCAGAAAGAGAUUGAAGAUGUGUGUGAAUUCUCACGGUCAAUUUCCUAUCAGGAUCGGAAGAAGCUGCCCUACACCAAUGCUGUGAUUCAUGAAAUACAGCGCGUAAGAUAUAUCUUGACAGCUGGGCUUCCCAGGCAAAAUACAAAGGAUGUGAAGAUCAGGGAUUACCACAUUCCAAAGGGGGCUGCUAUUGUCCUAGACCUGCGCUCCGUUCUUCUUGAUCCUGAACAAUGGGAGACACCUGAAGAAUUCAACCCAAAUCACUUUUUAGAUAAGGAUGGGAAGUUCAUUGAACGGGAAGAAUUUCUGCCAUUUGGAAUAGGUCAACGUAUAUGUGUGGGAGAGCUGCUAGCAAGAAUUGAGAUUUUCAUCUUUCUGACCAACUUGUUGAGGACCUUCAGCUUCCAGUUGCCUGAAGGAGUGAAAAAACUCAAUGAAGUACCUGUUGUAAGAGCAACAGUGCAGCCACACCCUUACAAACUGUGUGCUAUUCCCAAAAAGGCUUAAACUUAAACACCAUAAAAAGCAUACACUUAUUCAAAUAGUAGCUAUUAUGAUAAAUGUUUCCUCUAUAUUUCUAUUCACUUAAUAUUGUUCUUUGCUUCUAUUUAGUCAGUACCAAAACUUAUGUUUGACCAUUCUGAUUCAUAGUUGAGGUCUUUUUGAAGGGUAGCAAUAUUGUCUGUGGUGUUGAAUAGCUUU
Molecule: messenger RNA, 1499 nt
Organism: Notechis scutatus (mainland tiger snake)
Lineage: Eukaryota; Metazoa; Chordata; Lepidosauria; Squamata; Elapidae
Source: RefSeq, a predicted model, not a curated record